Molecule: messenger RNA, 3365 nt
Organism: Xylona heveae TC161
Lineage: Eukaryota; Fungi; Ascomycota; Xylonomycetes; Xylonales; Xylonaceae
Exons: 1
Coding region: 355-3108 (917 amino acids)
Source: RefSeq, a predicted model, not a curated record
CCUUAAACAAACAGCCGGGAUAUCUGCUCUUUCCGCAGAUGACCACAUAGUGCCCCAAUGCUCUUUCUCGUUUUAUAUUCAUGAUUGCGCCGAUAGUCUUAAGCACAUGUAUGCCCUGGUCAUCCCAGGAACACGAUCGAUUCCUAUUGUUUCCAGAUACGACUUCAAUGGCACAUCUCAUCCGAUCAAAACAACCCCUCAUCACCGCCCAUAACUCCAUUCCUCAUCCGCCUAUCCGCCCUUCCUUUGUACCGUUUGUGCGCUGCCCAUUUAACGACAUUGGUUGGAGCGCGCCUAUCUUGCCGCGAGGGUGAGGAAUGCUAGUGGUCCAAACACUGCCGAAUUCCUGGCAAUAUGUCUCAUCCGUAUUCAUUCUUCGUGUCUACUCCGCUAUGCCCCACACUCGACAACAGUGAGCCCGCAUCACAUUCACUCAAUGCUUUGGAUACCCCUACCAAUCUCUCCGAACCUACUCCCUCAAAAUUUGCUCGCCAAAUUAGGAGGCUUCAGUUUCGCCAUGCGGGCGGAUUCCGAGGAUUAUCCAUGACUCCCCGGGUCAUUACUCCUCCUGCAUCCUCACUAAACAUAAGCCCAUCCUCUAAAAAGACGCCACCUUUCUACGAGUACAUACCAAAAGCAGAGCGUUGUGAAAUCCCAGCUGAGAGGUCAUCCCCACUGUUCGGAAAGACGAGAAGCUCAACGAGUCCGCUUGGGAUAUUGCAAGAGGUGGGCACCACAACCGUCCGUCGUCGAUUAAGUCAAAAACUCUCCCGAUCGUCAGAGGUCCUUGAAGAAGAUCCAGUGCCCCACACGCCUGCAAUCCAAGCAAAGACUCCCAACACCGGGACUCCUUUGUUCGACAGACUCCAAUCACCAUCAGAGAGAACGUUCAACGGCAGAGAACCCGAGCCAUUUCCCGUCCCGUCGUCCCCAAAUAAGCCCCAAACAUUGGGAUCGCCUUCUCUGUCAAUAAGCGAUACUACACCGCCAGAGGGACAAGAAACUCCAAAAGCUCAUCCCCGACCCCGGACAUUCAGUUCGUCUUCCGAGUAUAUCAAGCAUCUUGAAGCACAACUCGCAGCAACACAUACGCAGCUUGAGCUCUUAGUGUCACCCGCUGCAACAAGAACUCGAUCCUCAAAACUCCGCGCCCUUUUAGCCGAAACAAAAGCUCUGAAGCAGGAGAUUUAUGAAUGGGAGAAGAAUUUCGACCGAAACUUGGAAGAAGCAAUGGCAGAGCGAGCGCUAUCUAACGCACGCCUCCAGGCCCGAGUCAAGAAUUUGGAGAAAGAGCUAGGGAAAAAGGAUGGCCGAAUCAAAGAAUUAGAGUUCGAGCUUGAGACGGCGACUGAGAAAGUACAGCAUGUAGAUGAAGUUGAAUCCUCAAACUAUGACUUGGAGAGGAGAUUGGAUCUGAUGUCUGAGUUGCUGGCUCAUUCCCACACAAAAUUAGAUCUCAGCGUCGGUUCUAAUUGGAACAAUAAUUCCGAUAAUCAGAAAAGGUCAAGGCCGACAUCAAUGCUAUCGCGAUUGCCGUCGUCAAUGGAGACCCCUCCUCUUGCGCACGAAGCUGCAGAGUCCGACUCCGAAAUCAAAAGAGUUCCUUUGAGGUUGAGGUCUCCGAAUCGAUCCACUUGGCAUGAACAGACAGCCCAUCGGCUCGAUUACAACCUCAGCGACGACUUGAAGCACCACACGCUUUCUGGAGAUUCUGAAUCAAACAGCUCGGUGCCUUUAUCGGCAACUACAAUAUCCUCAAACUCAUCAUUCUCUAGACCAAGCUCCAUGACAUCGGACAAUUCGGCUAACUCCUUGAAUUUUUCGAUUCCAUUUUCACCCCUUUCAGAAACCAGUCCUAAGCCAUCUCAGCGAAGACGCAGAAUGAGACGUUUCCAUUCUGGAAGCGGAACAAAGUCCCUUAUCCUGCCGGCGACCACGAUGCCACAACCGAACCAUCCAGUAUCAGCGCCUCUACUCUCCACACCUUUUAGCGAGCACAGCGAAUCAGAUGUUAUGCCAUCUCCAGUUUCGCUUGGAUGGGAUUCCAACUCACCAUAUGCUACACCUACUCAAUCCCGUUCUCUUCCUUGCUCAAUGAUACGAGAUGACGUGCUAAAUCUUCUUGAAGGCGGAGGUUCUUCUGAAGGAAUUGUUACUGAUGCAGAGCGCAGUCAUAAGCGGUCUUCUGAUCCUACCAACUCUCAAAAUGGAAAGGAACAUUCGUUGGGUGUCUCCACUGGUCGAAGCCUCAUGGACGAGCUAGCCUUGAUUGGAGAAAGCCGUCUGGGACUUGACCCUUCCACAACCACGACCUCAGCUUCAUCAACCCGACGGAGAGUAACGAACCGUUCAUCGCCAGCAGCAGGCAGAAACAAUCAAACGCGAAAUAUAUCACAGUCGUACCUUGUUCAUCAGCAUGCUCGCAGUCCUAUCCGGCGAAAAAAUGGUAUGGUAGCAGCUUGCAAGUUGGCGGUAUCAGAAGUUCGUCGGAAUCCACUCCGCCUCAGCAGAUCGGUAAUUCAUCAUGCUUGGGGCCUAGUAACAGGAGCCAGGACCUUUAGCGACUUUGGUGUGUGGAUUCUGCGGAUACUUCUUGGGCCUACAAUCGCAAGAGAGUUAGUUGGACGAUCGAGAGCCUUAUGGCAAAUGGCUGGGGAAAGAGUAAGACAGCCAUGGUCUAAUGGCUCGCCAAUACGAGCCAUAUCACCGCAGAUUGGGAAUGCAAGCGACAGAGGACGUUCAAUUGAAAUACCCAGACCGCCUAUUCUCAUCUUUUCCAGUGAUGUCAGUUCAAGCGCAGAGAGCGCGGAUGGUGGUAGAAUCGAGACGGAAAGACAUCAUGACGAUCCCUCGCAAGAUUUGUUGAAGAAGCACGGUUCGGAUGACCCAGAAGAAGUCAAAAAAGCAUCAUAUUCACAAAAGCUCUUCAUGUGGCUCAAAUUCUCUGCUGUACUUACCGUUGCUAUUGGCAUUGCCAUCAAGGAUGGGCCUGCGAAGCUGUUCGCUGAGACCGAUGCUGGCAAGCAGGCACAAGAAACAGAGCCAGAUCACCAAUUUAAUGCUGAUCUCCAAGGGAUGGAGGCUGACGAGAGGAAGAAGACACUUUAGCCACUAAUCAUCGAUCAGAACUAUAUUCUGACGAAAAUGGCACGGGAGUUUUACCUCAGUAUUGGUACUGAUUAUAUUAGAUUUCAAGGCGGGUGUUUCUAGAGUUCGGAGAUGGCGUUUUUGCAAUACUUUUCAAUUAAAUUGGCUGUCUUGCUACAAACGCAGGAUUGGGAGGUUAUGAUUUAAGUAUUCGGCCCUGAAAUUAGUCCAUACCCCAUGCAUGAUUACUCUAGGUUUUGCAUUUUGCUAUCGUCAGC